AUGACGUUUGCGGGUGACGUGCUGACGUGUGCGAGCGACGUUGGGACGUGGGGCGAGCGCCAGCGCGAGGCGGAAGCUGGUCUGGGACAAGAUGGAGAUGAAGCCGCGCUGACCCGGCCCCGACACCGGCCCCGACACCGGCACAACCGCCUGCACUCUGGCGAGAGGCCCUUCACCUGCUCCGACUGUGGCAAGAGUUUCAAGACGGAGAAUCACCUGAAGGUGCACCAGUGGGUGCACACGAGCAAGGAGCCCUAUUGUUGCUCCACCUGUGGCAAGAGCUUUACCCGGGUGUAUGGGCUGCGGGAUCACCAGCGGGUGCACAGCGAUGAGCGGCCGUUCACCUGCUCCGACUGCGGAAAUGGCUUCAAGUCGUCGCCGGACGUGAAGCAGCACAGGCGCAUGCACACUGGGGAGCGGCCCUACACUUGCAAUGACUGCGGCAAGGGCUUCACCCAGUUAAGAAACCUGCGGGUGCAUCAACGCACCUACACCGGCGAGCAUCCCUACACCUGCACCCACUGUGGUAAGGGCUUCACCCACUCCACCAGCCUGCUGACCCACCAGCGCAUCCACACCGGGGAGCUGCCCUACACCUGCAGCGACUGCGGCAAGGGCUACACCCGCUCUGACAGCCUGCAGUACCACCAGCGCACCCACACCGGCGAGCGCCCCUACAUCUGCGCCCAGUGCGGCAAGGGCUUCACCCAGUCCUGUCACCUGCUGGUGCACCAGCGCACCCACAUUGGCAAGUGCCCUCUCACCUGCGCCCAGUGUGGCAAGGGCUUUACCCAAUCCUAUCAGCUGCUGAUGCACCAGCGCAUCCAUGCCGGCGAGCGCCCCUACACCUGCGCCCAGUGUGGCAAGGGCUUCAUCUGCUCCACCCAGCUGCUGUCCCACCAGCGGGUGCACGCCGGCAACCGCCCUGUCCCCAGCCCGGUGUGUGGAGAACGCUUUGCCGUGGCCUCCCACGCGCUGUCACAUCACCGCGUGCACACCAGUGGCCAGCCCUACGACUGCCCGUACUGUGGUGAGGCGUUUGAGAGCUUGUGGGGGUUGAGGCAGCACCGGCGGGCCCACGCCGGCGAGCAGCUGCUCCCACUGAGACGAGAGCAAGGGAGUGCAAGAGGAAAUGGCAUCAAAUGCAUUAGUGAUGCUCACACAAUGUGUGCCGGGCUGAAUUUGCAGAGCUGA
Molecule: messenger RNA, 1194 nt
Organism: Amblyraja radiata (thorny skate)
Lineage: Eukaryota; Metazoa; Chordata; Chondrichthyes; Rajiformes; Rajidae
Product: zinc finger protein 501-like
Exons: 4
Coding region: 1-1194 (397 amino acids)
Biological process (GO): regulation of transcription by RNA polymerase II
Molecular function (GO): DNA-binding transcription factor activity, RNA polymerase II-specific; RNA polymerase II cis-regulatory region sequence-specific DNA binding
Source: RefSeq, a predicted model, not a curated record